This is a messenger RNA of Patiria miniata (bat star), 1725 nucleotides long. RefSeq lists its product as uncharacterized. The coding region runs from base 1 to 1725 and encodes 574 amino acids. NCBI's taxonomy places the organism in Eukaryota, Metazoa, Echinodermata, Asteroidea, Valvatida, Asterinidae. The transcript is spliced from 11 exons. The record is from RefSeq and is a predicted model, not a curated record. Gene Ontology annotation, cellular component: plasma membrane.
AUGGCUGGGCUGUUGGAUGUAUCACGUUAUGGCUGGAAUGUCUACAUUUGCCGGCUGUUGCUCCCGGUGAUGUUUGCCUGCUGUUGCUUUCAACAAGGUAGCUGCGAUCUUGCAGCCCUACCUAUUCAUCGGAAACAUACAUCACAGAGCACCGUAUGGUCGCCUCAUGAAUCUUAUCAGGCCAUCGAUGGACAGACGUAUACCUUCUCGCGCACAGAUGAUUAUGAUCCGCAUCCUUGGUGGCUGCUUGACCUAGGUAGCAAUCACAACUUGAGUAGAAUCAACGUCACUCUCCGAAAGUAUGGCGGGGGUUAUCGUUUCACCGGGACGAUAGUGCGAGCUGGACUGAGCCCCAACUUCACCGAGAACCUGCCGUGCGGCUCACCGGCUACCAGCGAACAGUCUCAGGAUGGAGCCGAGAUCCCGUUCCUGUGCGAGCCAUCGCGGACGGCUAGGUAUAUCAGCUUGGACAUCGAUACCUCCAUGCCCGGUGUGGAUCCGAGAGAGGCAUAUUUGCAACUUGCCGAGGUGACGGUGGAAAACGUCACGUCUGGAGAGUGUGCUGCCCUCCCUGUUUAUGGGAAAAAUACAUCACAGAGCUCAACAUGGGACGCUCACCCUUCUUAUAAGGCUAUAGAUGGACGGAAAUAUACCUACACGCACACUGAUCGCAAUGUGAUCCCCGUCCUCAUACCCAUCCUGAUCUCCGUCCCCAUUCCUUCACUGAUCAUUCCCUCACCUGAUCAAGCAAAUCUUCUCCUCUUCCGAAUGCCCAUACUUAAUACCCAUCCCAGGCUGAUCCUCUUCCCCAUCCCCAUACUGAUCCCCGUCCCUAUCCCAAAACUUAUCCCCGUCCAUGCUAAUGAUCCGCAUCCCUGGUGGCUGCUGAAACUAGGUAGCAAGCACUGCUUGGGUAGAAUCAACGUCACCCUCCGAAUGAAUGGAUGGGGUUUUCGUUUCAUCGGGGCGAUAGCCCGAGCUGGACUGAGCCCCAACUUCAACGAGAACCUGCCGUGCGGCUCACCGGCUACCAGCGAACAGUCUCAGAAUGGAGCCGAGAUCCCGUUCCUGUGUGAGCCACCGCGGCUUGCUAGGUAUGUCAGCUUGGACAUCAAUACUUCCAUGCCCGGUGUGGAUGCAGCACGUGCAUUUCUGCAACUUGCCGAGGUGGCGGUGGAAGAGUACACGUCUGGAGAGUGUGCUGCUCCUGGUUAUUUGGGAUGUUUUGGGGACGCUGAAUAUCGUUCCCUAUCGGUCGGCCCAGCAGCCACAGAAUAUGAACAGUCGGUAGAGUGGUGCUUCAGAAACUGUUUGGAACCUACGGAGUAUAAAUAUGCGGGAAUGGAAUACAAAUACGAAUGCUGGUGUGGGAAUGACAACUACGAUAAACACGGUAAAGAGCCGGAUUCCGAUUGCAAAUAUUUGUGCCCCGGAAACAGCAAUCAGAUCUGUGGAGGCAAAUGGCGCAUAUCCGUGUACACAGUAUCACAAGGAGUUUGUAGUAACGACAUAGGACUCCCCAGCAACGGAGACCACACCAUCACCAACCCGCGUUCACUGUCUUACAAUCUCAUCAACUUUAAGUUCUUCGGGACUCGUGUAGAUUUCUCCUGUGACCCUGGAUAUACCCUCCAUGGAGCAUCCAGCAUUGAAUGCAUUGAGGCUGGCUACAACAACGUCACGUGGAGUGACUCUGUACCAACAUGUGAAGAUCAAUUUGGAUAA